AGAAGAAUGGCGUUAACGCCUCCCUCUCCACCACUCCGGACGCUGUAAAUCCGAAACGUCCUUGCGUCGUGGUGGUUACCGUCACAGUUGGGCGACAUGGCUGCGCAGAGUUUCUCUCCGUCUCUGACCAGGCUGCUGUUCACUGUAAAGUAUGCCUCACUCCAGUCCAGAUGUUGUGCAGUGCACAGCAAGGCUCAAUAUUCCACAGUCUACAAUCCCAGUGAAAAGACCUUUGAUAAGAUUCUCAUCGCUAACAGAGGAGAGAUUGCUUGCAGAGUGAUCAAGACGUGUAAGAAGAUGGGCAUCCAGACUGUAGCUGUUCACAGUGAUGUAGACUCCAGUGCUGUCCAUACAAAGAUGGCUGAUGAGGCAGUAUGUGUUGGCCCCGCCCCCACCAGUAAAAGCUACCUGAACAUGGAUGCCAUCAUGGAUGCCAUCAGAGCGACUGGAGCACAAGCUGUUCAUCCUGGCUAUGGGUUUCUCUCUGAAAACAAAGAGUUUGCAAAACGACUGGCAGCAGAGGGCGUGACAUUCAUUGGCCCAGACACCCAUGCUAUCCAGGCAAUGGGAGAUAAAAUUGAGAGCAAGCUGAUUGCUAAGGCUGCUAAGGUCAACACUAUUCCAGGAUUUGAUGGAGUUGUCAAGACUGCUGAGGAAGCUGUGAAGAUCGCAAAGGACAUUGGCUACCCAGUGAUGAUCAAAGCAUCUGCAGGAGGAGGAGGGAAAGGAAUGAGGAUUUCUUGGAAUGAUGAAGAGACAAGGGAAGGUUUCCGGUUUUCAUCCCAGGAGGCAGAAUCGAGCUUUGGAGACGACAGGCUGCUUAUUGAGAAGUACAUAGACAACCCCAGACACAUAGAGAUACAGGUGCUGGCUGAUAAACAUGGUAAUGCUCUGUGGCUGAAUGAGAGGGAGUGCUCCAUCCAGAGGCGGAACCAGAAGGUGGUGGAAGAGGCUCCAAGCACUUUCCUGGACCCAGUGACCCGGCGGGCAAUGGGUGAGCAGGCAGUGCAGCUGGCCAAGGCUGUGCAGUACUCCUCUGCUGGCACCGUGGAGUUCCUGGUUGAUUCUAAGAAGAACUUCUACUUCCUGGAGAUGAACACACGACUACAGGUGGAACAUCCAAUUACGGAGUGCAUUACUGGCCUGGACCUGGUGGAGCAGAUGAUAAGGGUUGCCAGUGGUUACCAACUGCAGCACAAACAGCAAGAUAUCCCAAUAAAUGGCUGGGCCAUUGAGAGUCGCGUCUAUGCUGAGGAUCCUUACAAGUCUUUUGGUCUUCCCUCUAUUGGACGGUUGUCUGAAUAUCAAGAGCCGCUCAACCUCAGUAAUGUCCGUGUAGAUAGUGGCAUCCAGGAGGGCAGUGACAUCAGCAUCUACUAUGAUCCCAUGAUCUCUAAGUUGGUUACCUAUGGAUCUACGCGAGCUGAAGCCCUUGCCAGGAUGGAGGAUGCUCUGGAUAACUAUGUUAUCAGAGGUGUGACCCACAACAUUCCCCUCCUGAGGGAAAUCAUCACCCACCCUCGCUUUAUCUCUGGUGAUAUCAGCACCAGCUUCCUGCCGGAGGUUUAUCCAGAUGGCUUCAAGGGUCACCAGCUGGAGGUGGACAGACGCAGGGAGCUGCUGGCCUCAGCAGCAGCGCUUUACAUCACUGCCCAGCUCCGUUCACAGAUGGUUCUGGGCAACCUGAGGGUGCCUUCCACCCCUGUGGAAUGUAGCCACUGGGAGCUGUGUGUGAAGCUGGGGGAGGGACACCAUUCUGCGGAGGUUACCAAAUCAGGAAAUGUUUAUACUGUACACGUGGAUGGAGGAAAGGUGGAAGUCAGUGGACAGUGGAACCUGGCCUCCCCACUGCUGCCACUCAUCAUCAAUGGCCAACACAGGAUGCUACAGUGUCUGUCCAGAGAUGCUUCAGGAAAGAUUGUCCUGCAGUACUUGGGCACAUCGUUUCAGGUUCAUGUUCUGUCGAAGUUAGCUACAGAGUUGAACACCUACAUGCCAGAGAAAGUUCCAGAAGACACCAGCAGCAUCCUGCGUUCACCGAUGCCAGGCACAAUGGUGACUGUGUCUGUCAAGCCUGGAGAUACGGUUGCAGAAGGUCAGGAGAUCUGUGUGAUUGAAGCCAUGAAGAUGCAGAACAGUUUGACUGCUUCCAAGCAAGCAAAGGUUAAGAGUGUCCACUGUAAGCCAGGGGAAACAGUGGGAGAGGGAGACCUGCUGGUAGAGCUCGAAUAAAACAGAACCUUUUGAGCUUUUCGAAGUGUAACAUCAGCACUGGGAUGAGCCUCACUCCCCUCUCAGCCCUUCCAGAGGAACAUUCACAUUGGCAAACAGACUGAACAAUAACAGAUGCUUGAUUUAUUUUGCCAGUGGUCAGUCUCCACAGUGGUUCCUAACAGAGUUUAGUGUCCCUGAUGGUGACUCAAAGCUAAGCUGUAUCAGCUGUGCUAAACUGUCUUCUCCACAUGUUAGACACCUUCAUGUGCUCUUCUUGUGAACCCUUCCUUACUGCAACUGUUUUGUGUGUUUUCUAGACCUGAUUGUUAGUUUUUGUUAAAGGAUCGUUUCAACCUAAUUACAAAACUAUUAUUUUCUCAUUUUACUCCCAUGUUGCCUGGCCUUGCAGAUAGUUUCUGUUUACGUGCCAAGGUUUUGAGAUACCUGAAUAGGUAAAGGGUGCUGCCACUCCAUUACAAUGGAAGGGCAUAGACUUUUGGUUUAUAAGCUGCAGCUGAGUUUUUCAAAUGUAUUUUUUUAGAAUUUAGAUUUUGGAAUUUUUCAGAGAUUCGAGAACAAAAAAUAAAAAACGUACUCAUCUCUAUUUUACUGGAACUGGAGCAGAGACAGAUAUCUCAAAACAUCAUUGGAGACAACCAAGACAUUACAGUAUGUGUAGCUCGAUACCACUCAAGGUAAGAAGGAAAAAUGUCUGUUGUAAUUUGGUUUAACUGACACUAAAGGCACUACAUAAAACUAAUAAAGGGCACUUUUCCACAUA
Xiphias gladius (swordfish) is the source of this 2995-nucleotide messenger RNA. It is a transcript of the gene pcca, whose product is annotated as propionyl-CoA carboxylase subunit alpha. Lineage: Eukaryota; Metazoa; Chordata; Actinopteri; Istiophoriformes; Xiphiidae. The record is from RefSeq and is a predicted model, not a curated record. The coding region runs from base 97 to 2232 and encodes 711 amino acids. Gene Ontology annotation, cellular component: mitochondrion. The transcript has 23 exons. Gene Ontology annotation, molecular function: metal ion binding; propionyl-CoA carboxylase activity; ATP binding.